CAGCGUUACAGACAUCUGAAAUAACAAGUAACAAGGAAGAAGCGUUACGCUGAAUUAAUGGCAAGUAGCAGCAGCGCCGUGGCAAGAUAGGAGAAAGCCUGUUGUUGAUCAUUACGGUUUGAGGCUUGUGGUCUCCAUAUCAACAGAGGUGUCUUGAUUCAUUCUGAUUUCAGCAGGUCUCUUGCCCUCAACGCUCGCUCAACCAACUCGUCCUCUCCUCCCCUCCUAGGUCUCUUGCCCUCAUCUCCGCCAUUGCUGCAAACUUGGAGCUCAGAGAAAGCUACAGUCUCUUGCCCUCAUCGCCCCAUUGCUGCAAGCUUAGAGCUCAGAGAAAACUAUGGAAUCUAGCACUUGGACUGUGGCUCCCUUCAUUAGAGAUAGUUUUUCGAUGAUUGGUACUGCUGUUGGAGGGACUGCAAGUGCCUUCUAUGGGUUCAAUCAUGCGAUGCCUAUCGUACAAAAAUGGAUUAAAGGGCCUAUGUGGGUGCAUUUCCUUGUUGGCGCCCCACCAGUUAUACUCUUCUCUUCGACUUGUGCUGGACUUGCAGGUGGUGCGGUACCAGCUUUAUCACAACUUGCUGCUUCCUCCUUUCAUGCAGCUGUCUCGUCUCCAUUGACGCCGUCUUGCCGGGACAAUGAAGAUGCCAACAAAUCGACUCUUACUCAUCGAGAGUGAGGUUACUCUUAUUGAGACAGUAUAUAAACAUGAGAAUAUUUUUAUGAGGAUGAGGUAUUGUUGAGACAGUGCAUGGAAUUGUCGGAUCUGGCAUAGGAAUCGGUUGUCCUAUUUUGGUUUUGUGUAUGUAUUGAAAAACGGAUGAAUCUUGAAGGGAACCGACAGUUUGCACAGUAAAACAACAACUCAAUAGUAAAAUAGCGAUCAGGAUCGUAGGUACAUCUAUUCAGAGUAGGUUUUGGCAUGUUCAGUGUUUUUUGUAUUUGUUUAUACGGUUCAUUAUUUUUUCCACAUGGUAAAACGGUGAUUCAAGCUGUCGAUUCAUUCAUCGACCUGUCUUUUAAAUCAUUUGUUGACACUUGUAUUUUUCGUGGACGUCUUUUGUACCACUAUUGUUGGAUUAUACGACUCUUUUGAAUAAAAGCCAAUUUAGGAUUUA
This is a messenger RNA of Amborella trichopoda, 1115 nucleotides long. The record is from RefSeq and is a predicted model, not a curated record. Lineage: Eukaryota; Viridiplantae; Streptophyta; Magnoliopsida; Amborellales; Amborellaceae.